CCUAGAGAAGAUAUUUUUGGGGAAUGACUCAGUCAAUCCAAGGAAACUUGCAUCAUUGUCAAGCUCACAAGCAAAUGAAAACUUUAACAACAUGCUUGCUGCAAAAGCUCCAAAAGCGAAGCACUACUCCUCAUCAGCAAGCUUGGGCUACAGGGUAGAUUCUUCUAUCUUGCAAAAGAAUGAAGGAUAUGCCUAUGUUAGUGAGGUUCAUGCAUCCAUGGGACUGUCUCCUGGAGAGGAAACAAUAAAAAGAAGCUCCAAAAUAAAUAUGAAAAGGAAAAAAAACAAAGAAAAGGCAAAAACCAAAGAAGCCAAGAGAAGACGUUUCUUCUUAAAGCAGACAAGAACCUCUAAGACUGCUAGUAAAGAAAUAAGGGAAGGCAAAACUUACGAAAGUGAAAUAGGAUUCAAAUCUGAAGUUACAGACAAGGAGUCCGAGGAGAUUCCUGAAAUACAAGACAUCACAAAGAUCCCUUUGAAUGAACAAGAGGUUAUCAAAGCACCAGUAGUAAUUUUUGAUUUAGAGACAACUGGCCUCAGUAGGAAAUCUGACAUUACCCAAUUAGCAGCCUAUUCAGAAACUCUGAAUUUUAGCACUUACAUUUUUCCAUCCCAGGCAAUAUCCAAAGAAGCAUCAGAGGUCACACAAAUUUUUGUGAAUGGUAAUCAGAUGUUUCACAACAGCACUGCAGUUCAAUACAAGUUGGCCCAUGAAGCAUUGACGGACUUUAUUAUAUUUUUAUCAAGUUUUCCUAGUAAAUGUAUUCUUGUAGGUCACAACAUCAAACGCUUUGAUACUCAUGUGUUAUAUAACCAAUUGCAUAUUCAUAACAUGUGGAAUGAAUUUUGCUUACAUGUUUGUGCUUUUUGUGACACCUUAGAUUUAUUUAAAAGUGUUGUUCCAGGUAUGUCUUCAUACAGCCAAACAUCUCUUGUAAGAGAGCUCUUAGGUGAAACUUAUGAUGCUCAUAAUGCUAUACAUGACACCAAAGUUUUAUACAAACUUGUAAUUGAAAGAGGAAAUUUUAAAGAUAAUGUGGUAGAAUUUUCAUUACCUGUUAGUUAUCCUUAUGAUUCACAUGUUAUCCAAGAAAACUUGAACACUUUUUCUCAUGCUAUAAAUUGUAAAGCUAUUUCAAAAUCUUGUGCACUGAAGGCAUCAAAAUCUAACCUUAAAUUGUCUCAUUUGAAGUUAGCAGUACAUCGAGAUGGUAUAGAUGGACUUAAAGCUUUACUUGCUGAAAGGUCUAACAAGGGAAGUGUGAGAGUAACUAAAUGUACAAGAGUUAUUCAAAAACUGUUUGAUUUUCUUCAUGAAGAUUGAAAUAAUAUGCAAUAAUAAGGUCAUGGAAAAUUACCUUGUUCUCAAGUUCACUAAAUGAUACAGGGGGAAGGAAAUUUUUUAUGCUCCAAUAUCAAAAAGGGAAAGGGCCAUUUAGAUUUACCCUUGUCCGUCCAUAUGUCCUGGUAUUGGUUAGUUUUUUACCUGCGUUGCAAAAAGCAUCAUUUAUAUUUAUCCUUAUACAUUUGUAUGUAAUGAUAUUGGUUAAGUUUAUACUGCUGGAGUUCAAUAUAAUGUUUUCCUGGCUUUUAUG
This is a messenger RNA of Mytilus californianus (California mussel), 1595 nucleotides long. RefSeq lists its product as uncharacterized. Gene Ontology annotation, molecular function: 3'-5'-DNA exonuclease activity; nucleic acid binding. The coding region runs from base 92 to 1324 and encodes 410 amino acids. The record is from RefSeq and is a predicted model, not a curated record. Lineage: Eukaryota; Metazoa; Mollusca; Bivalvia; Mytilida; Mytilidae. Gene Ontology annotation, cellular component: cytoplasm. The transcript has 4 exons. Gene Ontology annotation, biological process: DNA catabolic process.